GUCUGGAUUACAGGGAAAGCGUACGACUGCUGGGUCCUGUCUGUGAGGCCAUCCAUCUACAUACCGUGUCUCUGACCAGGGCACAGUUUGAAAUGAAGUAUUCACGAUGGUUCCAGUGGACAGCCUAUCCAGAGGUUUGACAUUUGCACAGCUCUAGAAAUAAAAGACUUUGGAACUUGGAAAUCCUCAUUAUUUGCCAAGUUAAGGGUGUCUUUUUCCAUUUUGGCCUUCUAAUGUUGAAGAGGUCCUGGGAGCUGCAAGAGAAAUCCAAGUAGUUUAUCUAUAGUAUCUGAAGCCUGAGUUGAGGAACACACUUUGAACAACUUUUGGGCUCAACUAGGGAGGCAUUUGUCUUAGACUUAUAUUGCUGUGAAGAGACACCAUGACCACGACAACAGGAAAGCAUUUGACUGGGGCUGGCUUACAGUCUACUGGGUUAUUUCAUUGUCAUCAUGGUGAGAAGCAGGGCAGCAAGGAGGCAGACACGGUUGGAGCGGGAGCUACGAGGCAACAGAAAGUGACCUGGCUUGAGCUUCCUCCAACAAGGCCACACCUACUCCAACAAUAGCGCCGCUCCCUGUGGGCCAGGAAUCCAAACAGAGUCUCUGGGGGCCAUUCCCAUUCACACCACCACAGCAGUAGAAAAUAAAGUCCACUUUAGCAUCAGGACAGAACUCCCAGGGAGACAAUCACAAGGUUAGAUCAGAGAGUAGGUGCUUGGUUUCUUCAUAGUGAAUUGUAAAAUAUAUAGUCAUUGGGGUCCUGAUGCAAGUAUUGUGUGGUUUGCUUUUUUCUUUUCCUAUGUUUCAUCUGACACAGGAGCAUAAUAAAGCAGUACCUGUAAUAUCUGAUUCCAAAACAGUCUGGUAAGGUGAGCUGCCUUAGAGGAGCUAAACUAAAUUAUUACAGGAAAUAAGGAGUAGGUCAAAAUAUUUGGUUUCACUAUUAUGCCAGACUUAUGCUUUGAAUAAACAUUUAAAGAAAGAACUUUCAAAGAACUCUUUAUGUAUUAAAUAAUUUUAUUAUAAUAUUUCAGUAGACGCUAUUUGCUUAUCCCAAACAUUUAAAUGUAGCAGUUGAAAUAUUGAGGCUUGAAUUCAGAAUAGUAGUAACUCAAAAAUAAUUUUUGUUUUGAGGAUGAUUUUCCUUCAGUCUGAGCUCUAAUGUGUGUUUUGCUCUAAAUAGCUGUUUCUUGAAAUAUUUGAUACCUUGGAAGACUUGCACUCCGCUGCUAUCUCCCUCGGUGUGAUGAAACUGACUUCCUGUCUGGAGCGAGCCUUAGGUGUUUUUACUGAUUGGAAAGGAGUGCCCCUUCCUUCUGAGAGAUCUUCUUGCCUCUGCAGAGCUUGCACAAGUCUUUGGGCACGCUGCGAUGGACGUACUGAAAGUCUUCAUCGGGUCUCCCUGUGGACUCAACCUGAGGAACAUCCUGUGGCACGGCUUUGCUGCCCCUCAAGACAUCCCUCCAAAGUACUGUUCAGCUAUGCUGUUGUUCACAGCAGGACUGGGCCAGUUGCUGAAGAGCUACCUUCACCAAACGAAAGUCACAUUGGCACAUCGACCUUUUGCCACUCUUACAAACCUAGAGGACGUGAUUGUUUUUCCUGGUGUUACCUAUGAGGUGCUCUCAGCAGUAGAGAAUGCCAUGAUGAACUCCGCCUUCGUAUUAAAAGCCAUGUUACCAUAUUGGGAACUGGCAGUGGCCAAGUUCAAAGUACACAGGUUUGCUGACUGCACCACGCUGUUGCUGUCACAGCUAGAAGCUGGACUCAGGAGAGUUUUUGCUGCAGUUAACAAAUGCCCUGCUAGACUCCUCACGGCCGAGUCAACAAUUCUAUAUACCACAUUUGAUGAAAUACUGGCAAAGCACUUGAAUGAUGGUAGCAUCAGCCGGCUUCCUCAUUUCCUGGGAGAGCCUGCCAUGGAAUUCUUGUGGGAUUUCCUGAACUAUCAGGAGGGUCCUCGUAUCCGGGACCGUCUAAGCCAUGGAGAGAUCAAUUUACGUGAAUUUCCGAGAGAAGCAGCCAGCCAGCUGCUCACGUUCUCCCUGGUGCUUCUGCUCAGGUUCACUGAGGAAGACACGUUGUCAGAGCUGAAGGAGGAAGCAGGAAUACAGUUGCUGGUUAGUCUAGCUGAAGGCUACAGAUCCCGCUGCCACCCAGCCUUCCAGCUUCAAAAACAGGUCCUGAGCUGUGAGGAAAGCCUCAGGAUGUGGGAUGUGCUGCCUUUGCCGGAAGAGCCUCGACAGGAAGCAGCCAGAUUAGAAGAUAAUUCUGAAGCACAUGCCUGCAACUCUUUAAUUAGCAAGAUUCUGUGUGAGCUCUGUCGCCAUGUGCCUGGGAGUACCUCUGCUGUAGGUGGCUCGGAUGGUCUUCCCCCCGAGAGGUGGCCGCAGCUGCUCCAGGAACUCUGCAGCACACGAGUUCCUACCCUCUUCUGCCCCAGACUCAUCCUAGAAGUUGUGGUUGUGCUCCGAGGCAUCAGCUCCCAAUGCCAGCGCGUGUCUGCCCAGGUCAUUGCCUCUUUGCAGCUGAGACACAGGCAGUGGGUGGAGCGCAGGCUGCGCUCGAGGCAGCGUCAGAACUAUCUGUGCAUGCUUAACAGUGUUAGACUUCUGUCUCCUGGGCUUUACCUGAUUUUGUUGCUCCUUGCACUGGAGUUGGUCAGUGUUCAUGCUGUCCUUGGUAAAAGCGCUCAGGAGCGUCAGCACUAUCUCAGGUUCUUAAAGUUGAUUCUGCAGUACACCGAGAACCUCGCGGCCUAUACUAACCAAGAGAAGAACAAAUGGAACGAAGCCAUCAGUCUUACACAUGCAGUUCUGUUGAGAAUUUGGACUUUCAGUGAGAAGAAACAAAUGUUGAUGCAUUUAGCCAAAAACUCCACAAAUCAAGUUGACACAAGUUGACAAGGAAAACAAAAGUCAGGCUCCUUAUGGUCAUAAGAGAAAACUCAAGUAGAUUCAACAGCAAUUGAGUUGGGUAGCAUCCAAAGGUGGGAUGGAUUCUGUGGUCACUCUGGUCAUGGACCAGGAGUGCUGGUAUUCUCGGGGAUAAUGGAGUCAUUCCACGGGGUGAAGAAAUAGUUGAAUGUCUAGGAGAGACAGAAGACCAAGACAUGAGAGAGGGAAAGCAACAGCCUUACUGAAGGAAGGGCUAUGAGGGGACCCACUGCAGUGGGUAUUUUAAUAGGGCCCCCGUCCUCACCUUUCCCUUACUGGUUCUGUUUAGAGUCUUCCCUCUGCCUGGUGUCUCUUUGCACAGUGUCUCCUGUGUAGUAAUAGGAACGGAGGCGGGGCUGCGUCCCGCCACCCGGCUAGCUUUACCCGAAAUAAUUACACGGAAACUGUAUUCUUUUAAACACUGCCUGGCCCAUUAGUUCCAGCCUCUUAUUGGCUAGCUCUUACAUAUUGAUCUAACCCAUUUCUAAUAUUCUGUGUAGCACCACAAGCUGGCUUACCAGGGAAGAUCUUAACCUGCGUCUGUCUGGAGUGGGAGAAUCAUGGCGACUCACUGACUCGGCUUCUUUCUCCCAGCAUUCUGUUCUGUUUACUCCACCCACCUAAGGGUUGGCCUAUCAAAUGGGCCUAGGCAGUUUCUUUAUUAAUUAACCAAUGAAAGCAACAGAUUAGAAAGAAAUCACUCCCACAUCACUCCUAGGAACAAGAAGAUGCCAUCCAAGAGAGGCUGCUUUUGCUUUCCCUGUCUACCUCUGCCCCUUUAAUUCUCCCCCAGGGCUCAAGCUGUCCUUUCUCUGAAGCUUUCUGGUUUGGUGUCCUUGUGACCCCUAAGCUAGUCUUAAUGCCUGCAGCAGGUCCUCAUGGUGCACAUUGGAGGCUGUGGUCACUGCUUUGCCCCUAGUUGCCCUGAAGCACAUGGCUUCACAUGUCUUGUUAAUCACGUGCUCAUUUUAGAAGCUAUCUUGUAGCUAGAGUCUAGUCAUACAGACGGUGGGGGUGGGCUAGUUACAGUUACCCCUGGGAGCAGGAUCAUGUUCAUCUGUGCUCAUUUCAUGGGUGACUAAUAAGCACUAGGAACCUGUGAAGGUGGAGGUCACAGAGGUGGGUGAUGGACCCCAGGUCCCCAGUGAGCGUUUAGCAACGAAUACAUUUCAAGAUGUGAAGGCUGAGUGUAGGAGGCUCUGAAAAGUUGGAGGAGAAGAGGUCAUUUUCAUUGAAUCCCAAGAGUUCGUUGAAAUGCCACUUGGUUGUUUCAGGAUCUGGGAAGAGAGUCUUCCACCUCAGUUGCAGUGGCUGCAUUGCCUGCAUGUGUGAGAAUGCACUUCGCCACCCAACCUCAGUGGGUCAUGGCUUCUUGGAUCCACCUUUCAGAUCUUGACUGGAUACGUCCUGCAGCCACCAGAGAAAAGUUUCCUGUGACACUGAACUGAGCCAUGGAGAAGACUUUGGGGUGCUUUGUACCAGCCGCACGUUCUGCUUGUUCCUUUGUACUUCUAACCCCACCCCCAACAUACACACCAGUCAGUUUUUGGAUGAAAGAGUAAAAGUACCAAGACACAGUUUAUCAGUUGGAUUUAACACCUUAUUUAAAGGAACAGUACCCUACAUGGUGCCGUAUCUUCAGUGAGUCCCGUGAAGGACACAUGAUCCACACAUGUGAAGAUGUAUUCGAUAUCUCUUCAAGAACAUCUUGUUCUUAUGCAUAAUGACUUGUCCUCGUGUGUCAAUCAGGGACACAUGAUCGUGAGUCCUUUAUUACAUCACUUCAAGGAAAUGUAGUCCAUAUACAUGACAGCGUGCCCUGCGUCACAUCAGAGGUCCCUAAUUCAUGCACAAGCCGUUCUCAGCCCAUCUACCCUUUUGUGUGUCGUCAUUUGUUGUAGCGCAGCAGGAGGUGUUCUGUUUGUUCUGUUACUGUAGUGUGGAAAUUGGUAGCCGUCCUAGUAGGUCAAGAUCAGAGUUCUUUACUAUGUGGCGUCUCUACCUUUUGAAGUUAACUAAAAAGCAGUUUGAUACUUGAACCUUAUAAAUAUCUUUUUACCAUGGACCCUCUCCAAAUGCUGAUAGUUCUUGCCUCUCAACCCUCUUUGUUAAUUAAAUGUUUG
This is a messenger RNA of Chionomys nivalis (European snow vole), 5061 nucleotides long. It is a transcript of the gene Ermard, whose product is annotated as ER membrane associated RNA degradation. Lineage: Eukaryota; Metazoa; Chordata; Mammalia; Rodentia; Cricetidae. The coding region runs from base 1373 to 2905 and encodes 510 amino acids. The record is from RefSeq and is a predicted model, not a curated record. The transcript has 15 exons.